This is a messenger RNA of Sinocyclocheilus rhinocerous, 990 nucleotides long. RefSeq names its product P2Y purinoceptor 4. NCBI's taxonomy places the organism in Eukaryota, Metazoa, Chordata, Actinopteri, Cypriniformes, Cyprinidae. The transcript has a single exon. Gene Ontology annotation, molecular function: G protein-coupled receptor activity. Gene Ontology annotation, biological process: G protein-coupled receptor signaling pathway. The record is from RefSeq and is a predicted model, not a curated record. The coding region runs from base 1 to 990 and encodes 329 amino acids. Gene Ontology annotation, cellular component: plasma membrane.
AUGAACAGUGCAGAGUUCUCCUCCAUCUCUAACGCCACCAGCGGUGACAGCAGUAGGUUUUGUCCCAUAAAGCCCCAGCACAUCUCCAUUUCUGUGCUCAUUUGUCUGACUUUCCUGGUGGGACUCCUGCUUAAUGUCUUCAGUCUGUGGGUGUUCACAUGCAGGACACCAGAAUGGACGUCCAGCACUGUUCUUCAGUUUCAUCUAGCUGUCAGUGAUGUCCUUAUGUGUCCUAUGGGACCGUUUAUGGCAGUAUAUUAUCACACUGCUAACUGGCUUUUUGGGAAAGCUCUCUGUCGGCUUAAAAUAGCUUUAAUAACCUUUCACAUUUACAGCAGUAUUCUGUUUCUGACUCUCAUUAGCAUUCACCGCUAUGUGGCCGUGGUACGCUACAACCAAGACUCUAACAUGAAUCGAAAGGACUUUGUCCAGAAACUCUGUGCUGGAGUUUGGCUUUUUGUAUUGGUUAAAGGAACUGUUUUAGCAGCUGUUUUAGACACAAGCACCGUGGACAAUCGCACGUUAUGCCUCAGCAUUCACCAAGGACAAUAUACUGACUUUUAUUUCAUUGUAAACUUCACUGUCCUCAUUCCUGGAUUACUUCUAUCCUUCAUUGUUUCUGCGAUCUGCUACACUCUUCUGGUGCGCUCGAUGUCCCGUCUCAACACUAGCCAUGAUAGUGGACAAGCUAUUAAGAGCAAAUCAUGUAAAAUGGUGGCUGUUUGUUUGGCUAUUUUUGUUGUUUGUUUCACGCCUAUGAAUGUGGUGCGCAGUGUGGGUCUUGUGGUCAAGAAAUUUUUACCCCAAAAAUGCAGUCUCCUUUUAAAAGUGGAGACUGCAUACUAUGUGUCAUGGAUCUUGACUGGAGCCAACUGCUGUCUCGAUCCAAUUAUCUAUUGUUUCAGCUGUCAGAAAUUCACAAAAACAUUUCGUAUCUCUCUUAGGAAACUAGGUUUGAGGCUUGAAAUGAGUCACGGCGAAUCUUCAUAA